Molecule: messenger RNA, 1004 nt
Organism: Adelges cooleyi (spruce gall adelgid)
Lineage: Eukaryota; Metazoa; Arthropoda; Insecta; Hemiptera; Adelgidae
Product: PXMP2/4 family protein 3
Exons: 6
Coding region: 228-806 (192 amino acids)
Cellular component (GO): cytoplasm; membrane
Source: RefSeq, a predicted model, not a curated record
UUGAUAAUGAUAUUGACAACGUCGACGACCGACAACCGACUUUAGAAAGUAAACUACUUACAUGUUUUUUGAAGUUAAAAUAGUACUCUUACUUUAAAGUUGAAAUUAUUCAAGGUGGUGCCAGAGCGUUUUACCAAAAAUAUAAACAUCAUUAUAUUAAUUAAAUAUUACCGUAUACAAAAUUUUAUUCCAUCAUUAAAAUAUCAUAACACAAUAGCUGCAAUAAGAUGGCUCCAUCAAAACCUGCUGAGUUUUUACAAGGAUUAGUAUUGACUUACUUGGAAAGGUUACACACAAGACCUAUUCGCACUAAAUCAAUUACCAGUUGUAUUAUUGCUUCACUUGGAAAUAUCACUUUGCAAAAUAUUGCAGGGGCCAAAAUGAUUGAUCAAGACAGUGUAGUUGCUUUUGGACUUUUUGGACUGUUAUUUGGCGGACCAGUACCACAUUUCUUUUACGAAUCAUUAGAAAGUACAUUUCCUGAUAAUUCUUCCAAAAUGGUGUUCUUGAAGUUUGGUAUUGAACGAUUAAUAUUUACUCCGUUUUACCAAUUUCUUUCACUUUACGUGUUGUCAAGAUUUGAGGGAAAAUCGCAUGAAGAUACAAUGAAACAGAUUUAUGCAAUAUAUUGGCCAAUAUUAAAAGCUAAUUGGCAGAUAGUUUCAUUAAUUCAGUUUUUCAAUUUGAAAUUCGUGCCUCCAAUGUUGCGAGUUUUAUUCCAUAAUAUGGUUGGAUUCUUUUGGGCUAUGUUCCUUACUUACAAAAAACGGACUGACGAUUUUAGACGAGCAAACAUGGCUAAAUAAACAAGACAAACAUCAGAUAAAUAAUACAUUCCAAAGUUUAGUUUAAAAAAAAAAAUCAUUUUGGAUUAAGUUUUAUUUUUGUUAACCAAUUGGUUAGGUCUUAUAGUUUUAUAUUAUGGUAAAUGUUAUAAUUAUACUUUUUUUUAAAUAAAAAUGCGGAAAUGCUCAAAUAUAUAAAUAAGCUUUGAUUAUCUAUAA